UCUUUUUACCGCCAGCCGCGCGGCGCCUCCUCCUCGCUCCUGAGUCACCGCCAGCCCCGGCCCGCGCAGGGUUUGAAAUCUGGGAGAAUGGCAGACAUAGACAACAAAGAACAGUCUGAACUUGAUCAACAGGAUAUGGAGGAUGUUGAAGAAGUAGAAGAAGAAGAAACUGGUGAAGAUGCCAACAGCAAAGCUCGGCAGUUGACUGUGCAGAUGAUGCAAAAUCCUCAGAUUCUUGCAGCCCUUCAGGAAAGACUUGAUGGUCUAGUAGGAACGUCUACAGGAUAUAUAGAAAGCUUGCCUAAAGUUGUUAAAAGACGUGUGAAUGCUCUCAAGAACCUUCAAGUUCAGUGUGCACAGAUAGAAGCAAAGUUCUACGAGGAAGUUCAUGAGCUGGAAAGAAAGUAUGCUGCUCUCUAUCAGCCCUUAUUUGACAAGCGAAGUGAAAUCAUCAAUGCAAUUUAUGAACCUACAGAGGAAGAAUGUGAAUGGAAAGCAGAUGUCGAAGAAGAAAUUUCAGAGGAAAUGAAAGAGAAAGCCAAGCUUGAAGAGGAAAAAAAAGAUGAAGAAAAAGAAGACCCUAAAGGAAUUCCUGAGUUUUGGCUGACAGUAUUCAAGAACGUGGACUUGCUCAGUGAUAUGGUUCAGGAACAUGAUGAACCUAUCCUGAAACACUUAAAAGAUAUAAAAGUGAAAUUUUCAGAAGUUGGACAGCCUAUGAGUUUCACAUUAGAAUUUCAUUUUGAACCAAAUGACUACUUCACAAAUGAAGUGUUGACAAAGACGUAUAGAAUGAGGUCAGAGCCAGAUGAUUCUGAUCCCUUCUCCUUUGAUGGACCGGAAAUCAUGGGUUGUACAGGUUGCCAAAUAGACUGGAAAAAAGGAAAGAAUGUUACUUUGAAAACCAUUAAGAAGAAGCAGAAACAUAAGGGUCGCGGAACAGUUAGAACAGUGACAAAAACUGUUUCCAAUGACUCUUUCUUCAACUUCUUUAGUCCUCCUGAAGUUCCUGAAAGUGGAGACCUGGAUGAUGAUGCUGAGGCAAUCCUUGCUGCAGACUUUGAAAUAGGUCAUUUCUUGCGUGAACGUAUAGUCCCCCGAUCAGUAUUGUACUUCACAGGAGAAGCUAUUGAAGAUGAUGAUGAUGAUUAUGAUGAAGAAGGUGAAGAGGCAGAUGAUGAGGAGGGGGAAGAAGAAGCAGAUGAAGAAAAUGAUCCUGAUUAUGACCCAAAAAAGGAUCAAAACCCAGCAGAAUGCAAGCAGCAGUGAAGCAGUGUGUAUGUGGCCUUGAGGAUUACCUGCACUGUAAUAGCCUAAACACAACUAUUAGUUACUUACAGCCUUAUGUUUUGUAUCUUGGUAGAAUUAAGUAACCAAUUUGUUAAAAAAAGAAAUCAAACACAUAAGAACCAGUUUAAAAUGUAGGUUCAAUCUACCUAGCAUUUUAACAGUAUAAUUUUCUGCCAAUAUGUAGAAUGCAGUAAAUCCCCUAAAGCAUGAAUGUUAAUUCAUUGCUACAUAGUUUGGUUCUUGUGAAGUCUUUGUCAUGUAGCUAUUAGACUGCAGCUGUAAAGAUUAUCAGAACUGUUAACUGAGACCAAUAUUUGUUUAGAGAACUCUCUCCUGAAGAACCAACCAAAGUAUUUUUCAGCCCAGUAGUCUGAACGGGUUUAAGUCUGCUUGCACUAGCUGUGCCUUCAUUACUUUGUUAUAGAAAUGGCAGUGACUUGUACUAACUAGGAGAUGAUGAUGCAUUUUGAAUUUGACUACUUGAGAAGACUAUAACUUGUUUAAUUUCCAACAAGACCACAUUAAACAUUCAUAACUGUCAGCUUGUUUAUGCUAUGGGUUUUGUAUUUUAUGUGACAUAGUGAUCUACAAAAGAAACCUAGUCAUCAUAUUAAGGUUAUUGUUUACCACCGGGGUGUGAAUAAAACCUAGUAUUUUCAGAAGCUAGUCUUGUUUUAUUAUCAU
Molecule: messenger RNA, 1974 nt
Organism: Gavia stellata (red-throated loon)
Lineage: Eukaryota; Metazoa; Chordata; Aves; Gaviiformes; Gaviidae
Gene: NAP1L1
Product: nucleosome assembly protein 1 like 1
Exons: 15
Coding region: 88-1269 (393 amino acids)
Biological process (GO): nucleosome assembly
Cellular component (GO): chromatin; nucleus
Molecular function (GO): chromatin binding; histone binding
Source: RefSeq, a predicted model, not a curated record